AUGAGCAUGCCCCCGGAAAUCAGCGCGGUGUUGGGCCUGUUGCUCCAGGGCUUGAUGGCCACCGAAAACAGCGUGCGCCUAGCCGCCGAGACGCUGCUCGACGCCGAGUGGCGGGCCCCUGAGCGCGUCGGCUUGUUGUUGCUUUUCCUCGCACAGACCGCGGCCGGCGGCGCCGACGACAGCACGCGCGCGUUUGCCGCGGUGUUGUUCCGCCGCACGGCCAUCCGCACGCCGCAGCAGCUGGCCAGCAUCGCGGACCGCACCUUCGGCGUGGUGGCCGCCGACGUCCAGAGCCAGGUGCGCGCCGUGUUGCUCCACGGCUUCGUGGCGCCGCAGGCGCCCGCCGUGCGGCGCAAGUUGGCGGACGCGGUGGCCGAGGUGGCGCGCGACGGCGGCUGGCGCGAGUUGCUCCCGGCCGUGCUCCAGGCCGCGCAGGCCGGCGAUUCCAGUGUGCGCGAGCUGGCGUUCCGCGUGCUCGCCACGCUGCCGGAGAUCAUCGAGAAGAGCAUGGUGGGCGACGUGAUGCCCGUGUUCGACGGCGGGUUCGCGGACGGCAGUGACGAGGUGCGCAUCGCCGCGUGCACGGCGUUCGUGGCGUUCUUCCGCGAGCUCCCCAAGAGCAUCUGGCAGGCGAUGGCGCCGCUCUUGCCGCGCUUGUUGAACUCGUUGCCCAUGUUCUUGCAGAGCGGCGAGACCGACGCGUUGGCCGAGGUGUUGCAGUCGUUGAUCGACUUGGUGGAGCUUGCGCCCAAGAUGUUCAAGGCCAUGUUCGCCACCAUCGUGGACUUCUGCCUGUCGCUCUGCAAGAACGGCGACUUGGACGCCGCGCCGCGCUUGGCCGCGCUCGAGCUCUUGACCACCUUCGCCGAGGUCUCGCCGGCCAUGUGCAAGCAGACGCCCAGCUACACGCUGUCCAUGGUGCUCAUCAACUUGUCCAUGUUGACCGAGGUCAGCCGCGACGACGACGACGCCGCGGACUGGAACAACGACGACAACAGCGAGGACUGCGACGACGAGCCCGAGUACGACGCCGCGCGCCAGUCCUUGGACCGCGUGGCCUUGAAGUUGGGCGGCCACGCGCUCGCGGCCCCGCUCUUCCAGUACUUGCCCGCCAUGUGCCAGCUGGACAGCUGGCGCGACGUGUUCGCCGCGUUGAUGGCGCUCUCCUCCGCGGCCGAGGGCUGCUGCGACGUGCUCGCCACAGAGAUCCCCAAGCUCUUGGACAUGGUCUUGCCCACCUUGAGCCACCCGCACCUGCGCGUCCAGUACGCCUGCUGCAACGCCUUGGGCCAGAUGUCCACUGACUUUGCCGACGUCAUCCAGCGCACCUCGGGCGACCGCAUCUUGCCCGCGCUCGUGUCCAAGCUCACCGCCAAGUCCGUGCCCAGGGUCCAGGCCCACGCCGCGGCCGCCUUGGUCAACUUCUGCGAGGCCGCGUCCAAGGAGAUCCUCGAGCCCUACUUGGACGACUUGUUGAACAACUUGUUGGGCUUGCUCCUGUCGCCCAAGCGCUACGUGCAGGAGCAGGUCUUGACCACCAUCGCCAUCAUCGCCGACGCCGCGGAGAAGAAGUUCCUCAAGUACCACAGCACCUUGCUCCCCAUGCUCAUCGACUUCUUGAAGUCCGACCUCGGGCCCGAGAACCGCAUGUUGACCGCCAAGUGCAUCGAGUGUGCUACCUUGAUCGCCGUCGCCGUGGGCAAGGACAACUUCUCGGCCCACACCCAGGAGUUGAUCAACAUCAUGGGCGAGCUCCAGAACUCCGUCGUCGAGCCAGACGACCCGGUCAAGCUGUUUUUGGAGCAAGGCUGGGGCAGGCUCUGCAGGAUCAUUGGCGACGACUUCGUGGCGUACUUGCCGGCCGUCUUGCCCCCUUUGAUGCUCGCGGCCAAGGCGGCACAGGACAUCUCCUUGCUCGAGGAAGAGGAGGCGGAGGAGUUCAACACCAACGAGGAGUGGGAUGUCAUCAACAUCGCGGGCAAGUUGAUCGCCGUGCAUACCGCGGCGCUUGACGAGAAGGCCGCGGCCAUGGACUUGUUGCGUAUCUACGCAACACAGUUGAAGGGCCACUUCUUCCCGUGGGUCAAAGAGAUCGUGCAAGAGAUCGCUCUCCCUGCCCUCGAUUUCUACCUUCACGAUGGCGUGCGCGGCUCGGCCGCCUUGACCCUUGCGGCCUUGUUGAGAUCCACCAUCCACGCCACCUCCAGCAACUCCGUGGAGACAUUGACCAUCUGGGCUCAGAUGUGCGAGAAGUUGGUCGACGCGUUGGUCAAUGACCCCGUGCCAGAGUUGCUCGUGGCUUACUACACCGCCAUCACCGAUUGCUUGCAAGCAUUGGAGCCAUCUUCACUUUCGGCUGAGCAGAUGCAAUCGAUCUCCGCGGCCAUUAAAAAGAAUUUGACCGAGAUAUACGAGCGCAUCAAGCUCAGAGAAAGCGACGACGAUGAGUACCAGGAGGAAGUCGCCGACGAGGAUGAAGACUACACGGACGAGGAGCUUCUUGACGAAAUUAACAAGGUGAUCUCUGCCAUUUUCAAGAACGCCAAAAGCCUGUUCCUCCCUGAGUUCCAGCUGAGCUUGGCUGGCCUUGUGUCCACCUUUAUCAGCGACGAAAAUUCCCACAUCAAGUUGUGUGGCUUGUGCAUUAUUUGCGAUGUUCUCGAACAUGCCGGGCCCGAGUUUAACCAGCUUGACUACCUCAGGUAUAUUGCAGUUGACUGCUUGACGUCUUCGCAGGCAAGCAUCCGCCAGGCGGCUGCUUACGCCAUGGGCGUGGCAGCCCAGUAUGGUGGCAACAAUUACAUGGAGAUCUGUGUGCAGACAUUGCCCAACUUGUUCAAGAUCGCCACGUUCCCGGAUGCACGUGCAGAAGAGAACAUCAACGCUACGGAAAACUGUAUCGCGGCCAUUCCAAAAAUAUGUGCCAACUUCAGCGCAUCCAUCGCCGACUUGGACAAGGUUCUCCACGAAUGGAUCUCUUUGCUCCCCAUUGUCCAGGACGAUGAAGCUGCUGCAUUUGCAUACGGCUUCCUUGCGGAUUUGAUUGAAAACCAGCAUGCGGCAGUCAUGGGCCAAAUCCCCAAGGUGGUGGAUUCUGUGCUCGAAGCGAUCAACCACAGAGCCAUUUCCGGUGCUGUUGCCGAGAAAGUCGUGCCUCGCGUGCGUGCUCUUCUAGGGACAUUGCCACAAGAUAAGGCCAUGAGCAUGGUGCAGAAGUACUCCGCCUCUCCCGAAGUGACAAAAUACUUUUCCUGA
Metschnikowia bicuspidata var. bicuspidata NRRL YB-4993 is the source of this 3255-nucleotide messenger RNA. RefSeq lists its product as uncharacterized. The record is from RefSeq and is a predicted model, not a curated record. Gene Ontology annotation, biological process: protein import into nucleus. The coding region runs from base 1 to 3255 and encodes 1084 amino acids. Gene Ontology annotation, molecular function: nuclear import signal receptor activity. Lineage: Eukaryota; Fungi; Ascomycota; Pichiomycetes; Serinales; Metschnikowiaceae. The transcript has a single exon. Gene Ontology annotation, cellular component: cytoplasm; nucleus.